AUGGCCUCAGCUAAGGACACAGCCAUCAUUGCAGACAGCUUAGGCAACUUCUCCCUCCGCAAUAACACACCAGUAUCGGAGCCUGAUCUAGGCGAGGUCCAGGUCCGAGUUUCCUACUCUGGUGCCAACCCAGCCGACAUCAAGCACACCACUGAGCUAGGCGUCACAGACACCACCCUAGGCUACGACUUUGCUGGGAUAGUGAUACAGUCACGCUCGUCCAGAUUCAAAGACGUCGAUGUAGUUACCAGCUACACUCCCACAAGCUGUGGCAGACUGCAUAAGCGCGGCACACAUCAAGAUAUUUUGGUCUAUAUCUCAUAA
Messenger RNA from Recurvomyces mirabilis, 324 nucleotides. RefSeq lists its product as uncharacterized. Gene Ontology annotation, molecular function: oxidoreductase activity, acting on NAD(P)H. The coding region runs from base 1 to 324 and encodes 107 amino acids. The transcript has a single exon. The record is from RefSeq and is a predicted model, not a curated record. NCBI's taxonomy places the organism in Eukaryota, Fungi, Ascomycota, Dothideomycetes, Mycosphaerellales, Teratosphaeriaceae.